UGGAAUUAGCCGUAUCGAUUGGGCUGAUAACAGAGACCUAUAAAAAGGCAGGGGGAUUGGCUUUGCAUUUACUACAUCUCCGAAGCAUUUAGCUCAAAAAGCACCAAGCCACUGCCUUUUCUUUAGUGGCACUUGCGCCUCUGUAUGCGUGGCGGGGGGGGAGGGGGGUUCUGUGCCUGGAGUCCUCUUGCAAUUGAAAUAACCUGGAAAAGAUGUGGAGGAGCCUGUGCAAACCGUACACGUCCCUGGCUCUGCUUGGACUCUGCUUUGCAAUGGUCGUCAGAUCUCUGCCUUUCUCUGAUGCAGGGCCACAUGUGAACUAUGGCUGGGGGGAACCUAUUAGAUUAAGGCACCUAUACACAGCCAGCAAACACGGUCUGUUCAGUUACUUCCUGAGGAUCAACAGUGAUGGCAAGGUGGAUGGCACCAGCAUUCAGAGCCCCCGCAGUCUGCUGGAAAUCAGGGCUGUGGCAGUUCGCACGGUGGCGAUCAAGGGCGUCCACAGUUCCCGGUACCUCUGCAUGGAAGAAGACGGGAAGCUGCAUGGACUUCUCAGGUAUUCUACAGAAGAUUGCUCCUUUGAAGAGGAGAUACGCCCAGACGGCUACAAUGUAUAUAAAUCAAAGAAAUAUGGAGUUUCUGUGUCUUUAAGUAGUGCCAAACAAAGACAACAAUUCAAAGGGAAAGACUUUCUUCCAUUGUCUCACUUCUUACCUAUGAUCAACACCGUGCCUGUAGAGUCAAUGGAUUUUGUGGAAUAUGGUGAUUACAGUCAUACUUUUGAAUCAGAUCUAUUCUCUUCACCUCUUGAAACUGACAGCAUGGACCCCUUUGGAAUCACCUCUAAAAUAUCUCCAGUGAAGAGCCCCAGCUUUCAGAAAUAACUAAUGCUCCUGACUUUAAAUAUGGCUUUUAAGAAACAUUACCAGAACCAGGAUAUUAUUUAGCUUUUCCAGUAGUAAUAUGUAGAAUAUGUAAACUUUUAAGGUAUGGUGCUAGCAUUGUUCUUGCAAUGUACUAAACUUGUAAGGUAGUAGCACCAUUCUAAGGCUACAUUCUAAGAACCACCUAUUCAUGUUUUCACAUCACAUGGGGGGGG
Molecule: messenger RNA, 1099 nt
Organism: Dermochelys coriacea (leatherback sea turtle)
Lineage: Eukaryota; Metazoa; Chordata; Testudines; Dermochelyidae
Gene: FGF19
Product: fibroblast growth factor 19
Exons: 3
Coding region: 213-884 (223 amino acids)
Biological process (GO): fibroblast growth factor receptor signaling pathway; positive regulation of protein phosphorylation; cell differentiation
Cellular component (GO): extracellular region; cytoplasm
Molecular function (GO): growth factor activity; fibroblast growth factor receptor binding
Source: RefSeq, a predicted model, not a curated record